GCGCUUGUGUAUGGGUUGAUGCGAUUCAGUCAGGCUAUCCAGACUAGUUAUAACGUGUUUAAAUGACUAAAUGAGAAUCAACGACUGAGUGACUGCUACAAUGGACUGUACGAUAAAGGAAGCACUGUCCGUGGUGAGCGAGGACCAGUCCAUUUUCGAGUCGCCCUUCCCUGCCGCCACGACCAUGCACAUGAAGGGCGAGAUGACGUCACCGGGAAGCUUCAGCCAGGCCUCCGAAGAGAGCCAAGAACCCACCGAGCCGGAGUGGGCCGGGCCGGGAGCACAGAACCCUGGGAAGAGAGGAGAGCACAUCAACGGAACCAGUCGUGAGUCCCCUGUGGACUGCAGUGUGACCAAACGCUCCAGACACAUGAGCAGCAACGAAGGGGGUCAGCUGGCCUACCAGGCCUCAUACCCUGAGCCCCGCGCCAGCCCCCAGACCGCCACCACGCCCAACAGCACCACAGAGGAGAAGAGAGUCAUAGUGCCCGCAGACCCUGAGGUGUGGACCCAGGACCAUGUGCGCCAGUGGCUGGACUGGGCCAUCAAGGAGUACAGCCUGGAGGAGGUGGACAUCAGGCACUUCCACACACUGGAGGGCAAGGCCCUCUGCAAGAUGACCAAGGAGGAUAUGAUGCGCCUCACGUCCGCCUACAACACUGACAUCCUGCUCGGCCACCUCAAUUACCUCCGACAGAGCAGCCCUACUUUCUCCUACCCCACAACUCCAACCAACAACACACAGCAACAACCCAGACUACAGGUUAAAUCAGAGAACAGCUAUGAGGAGAUAGGCAGAAGGAACAGCUGGUCAUCGAACCCCAUGCUGCCUGCAGUAACCAAAGGUUCUCCCAUGGAGCACCAACACAGCACCAGAGUCACAGAGCCUCCGCCGAGAAUUGUACAAGACCCAUACCAAGCAUUAGGUCCCAUCAGCAGUCGUCUAGCCAACCCAGAAGGCCAGGCCCUCCACUCCAAGAAACGAACAGGCAAACACAGUUCAUACAGGCUGCCUGACCCCAGCGCUCACAGGCCUGUGGGCUCUGGACAGAUCCAGCUGUGGCAGUUCCUGCUGGAGUUGCUGUCGGACAGCAACAACUCCAGCAUCAUCACCUGGGAGGGCAACAAUGGCGAGUUCAAGAUGACUGACCCGGACGAGGUGGCCAAGCGUUGGGGCGAGCGCAAGAGCAAACCCAACAUGAACUAUGACAAGCUGAGCCGCGCCCUGCGCUACUAUUACGACAAGAACAUCAUGACCAAGGUGCACGGCAAGCGCUACGCCUACAAGUUUGACUUCCAGGGCAUCUCACAGGCCCACCAGAGCCACGGCGGAGAAGGGGGCAUUGUGAAGUACCAGACUGAGGUAUCUUAUGCCCAGCCCUACCACAGCCACCAGCCAAAAAUUAACUUCAUGAACACGCAUGCCGCCCCUAUGCCCGUGUCCCCUGGGAACUUUUUCGGGCCGUCUACAACUUACUGGAACUCAACAACCAGCCCCAUGUAUCCGGGGUCUCCCAUACCAAGGCACCCAGGGACUCACUCCCACCUAAGCUCAUACUAUUGAGGUAUGGGUGUCUUGCACUAGACUGGAUGGCAGAGCUUCCUGAAACAGACUGAUAAAGAUAACAUCCACAAUGUAUCUGGUCUUUAACAUCUAAGUUACAUUGUAACGCUAUGAGACUUGUUAGUACAGAAUGUAAAAUGGACAAUAACGCUCACGUCACAUCUUCAAGCAGAGGCACCAUAAGAUAGGCAAAAGGAAGAGGGUAAACAAUGUGAAGAAGCAAUGAUGACGAGUAGAGACCAAGGGAUAGCCAUGAAGGUUCUGCCUUUUUGAAUUUCUCAACUUUGGAGGCUGAGAAUUUGUUCAUAUUAUAGCCUGUGAUUCAGUUGUUUGAAAACCACGUUUUUCAAUUAGGUAAGUAUUUUGUUUAAAAAUGUCAUUGAGGUCAUUGAAGGUCUUUAAGGGGAAAGUCAUUGAGUGUGGGAAGUGCUAAAACUGUUAUGAGGUCUUGAUCGCAAUUACUAUAUUCAUCGAUCUAACAUUUGUAAAAGUAUUAUUGUACAGAAUGUGUCAUACAAUUGUAGCAAUAAAACAUUUACCCCUGUAGUAAUGCUAAUAAAAGGAACUUGUAUAUUUGA
Molecule: messenger RNA, 2142 nt
Organism: Oncorhynchus nerka (sockeye salmon)
Lineage: Eukaryota; Metazoa; Chordata; Actinopteri; Salmoniformes; Salmonidae
Product: Friend leukemia integration 1 transcription factor-like
Exons: 10
Coding region: 101-1564 (487 amino acids)
Biological process (GO): regulation of transcription by RNA polymerase II; cell differentiation
Cellular component (GO): nucleus
Molecular function (GO): sequence-specific DNA binding; DNA-binding transcription factor activity, RNA polymerase II-specific
Source: RefSeq, a predicted model, not a curated record